Molecule: messenger RNA, 4251 nt
Organism: Python bivittatus (Burmese python)
Lineage: Eukaryota; Metazoa; Chordata; Lepidosauria; Squamata; Pythonidae
Source: RefSeq, a predicted model, not a curated record
UCGGCGCCUCGUUUAACCCGCUUUCGUGCCUUAAUCCGGGCACCGGCCUUCAAACAAUCCCCGCUAAGCUAAAGAAAAACGAAUGCAGCUGUCAGGAGGUUCCGGGAAAAUUGCCAGCCAUCUUCCCGCCUCAGCCUUCCGAUAGUUCCAUCGGAGCAGCUGGCUGUGGGUGAUGGGUGUGCAAGUCGCACCUCUGAAGGGGAAGCGCUCCUUGGGUGCGAGUGGGACCAAACAGGCGUACAAACGGCCAUCUCCAGGCCUCUGUAUUAAAGCAUAAUGAGCGGAAUACUCCCGCUCCCUCAGGAGGCCGACCGUUGGAUUCUAACGGCCGCUCGCGCUCGCAGCAAGCCACCGCCAAAAGCCUCGCGUGGGGGCCUCGCGCGCAGGCGCGGGCUGGCGGCUGCGCAGUGAGCCGCCGCCCGCCCCGCCCUCCGUCUUCAGCGAUCGGCAGAGCAGAGGAGGCGGAGCUAUUACGUCGCCCCGACUGUGCAUACAUAGGUUGCAAAAUGAGUGUCCCUGACUAUAUGCAGUGUGCGGAGGAUCAUCAAACGUUACUAGUUGUGGUCCAGCCAGACGGGAUUGUUCCUGAAGAGAGCUUUUUUAAGAUCUACAAACGAAUCUCAGCAGUGAGUCAGAUCAAUGUCCGUGACUCUCAGCGAGUUCUUUAUAUCCGCUACAGACAUCAUUACCCACCAGAAAACAAUGAAUGGGGAGAUUUUCAGACGCAUCGCAAAGUUGUAGGUUUAAUAACCAUCACAGACUGCUCCUCUGGAAAAGACUGGCCUCAAACCUUUGAAAAAUUCCACCUUCAAAAGGAAAUCUAUGGCUCAACCCUUUAUGAUUCCCGGCUGUUUGUCUUUGGACUUCAGGGAGAAAUUGCAGAGCAAACUCGUACAGAUGUGGCAUUUUAUCCUAGUUAUGAUGAAUGUGAAAAUGUGGAAAAGAGAAUAGAAGACUUCAUUGAAUCUCUCUUCAUUGUACUGGAGUCCAAACGUCUUGACAGAGCUAUUGACAAAUCUGGAGAUAAGAUCCCACUUCUGUGUGUUCCUUUUGAAAAAAAAGAUUUUGUUGGCCUGGAUACAGACAGUAGACAUUAUAAGAAGCGUUGUCAGGGUCGUAUGCGGAAACAUGUUGGUGACCUUUGUCUACAAGCAGGGAUGUUGCAAGAUUCCCUGGUACACUAUCAUAUGGCUGUGGAACUUCUCCGUUCUGUAAAUGACUUUUUGUGGCUUGGAGCUGCUCUUGAAGGAUUAUGUUCAGCCUCUGUCAUCUAUCACUAUCCUGGAGGUACUGGAGGUAAAGUUGGGUCUCGCAGGGCACAAGGAGGUUCGCUUUCUGCAGAGGCAGGUAACCGGCACAGACCUGGAGCACAAGAAGUUCUUAUUGAUCCAGGGGCCCUCACGUCAAACGGCAUCAAUGCAGAUACAAGUACUGAAAUAGGACGAGCUAAGAAUUGUCUGAGCCCUGAAGACAUCAUUGAGAAGUACAAAGAGGCUAUUUCCUACUAUAGCAAGUAUAAGAAUGCUGGUGUUAUUGAGCUGGAAGCUUGCGUGAAGGCGGUGAGAGUGCUUGCAAUACAGAAAAGAAGCAUGGAAGCUUCUGAAUUCCUUCAAAAUGCUGUUUAUAUUAACCUUCGUCAGCUUUCUGAAGAAGAAAAAAUUCAGCGCUACAGUAUUCUUUCCGAGCUUUACGAGCGAAUUGGAUUUCAUCGGAAGUCUGCUUUUUUCAAACGAGUAGCAGCAAUGCAGUGUGUGGCACCAAGCAUAGUAGAACCUGGUUGGAGAGCCUGUUAUAAGCUGCUUCUGGAAACACUUCCUGGUUAUAGUCUGUCUUUGGAUCCCAAAGAUUUCAGCAAAGGAACUCAUCGUGGUUGGGCUGCUGUGCAGAUGCGUUUACUUCACGAGUUAGUGUAUGCCUCCAGGAGAAUGGGAAACCCAGCACUUUCAGUCCGACACUUAUCUUUUCUUUUACAAACCAUGCUGGAUUUUCUUUCUGAUCAAGAAAAGAAAGAUGUAACACAAAGUCUAGAAAACUAUACAUCAAAAUGCCCAGGAACAAUGGAAUUCAUUACACUUCCAGAUGGCUUAAAGCUCCCCCCUGUUCCAUUCACCAAACUUCCUAUUGUAAGAUCUGUCAAGCUCUUAAACCUCCCUGUUAGCCUUCGGCCACAGAAAAUGAAAAGCUUGUUGGGUCAGAACAUGUCAACGAAGAGUCCCUUUAUAUAUUCUCCAAUAAUCGCUCACAAUCAUGGAGAGGAGCAAAGUAAAAAAAUAGAUUUUCAGUGGGUUCAGGGAGAUGUUUGUGAAGUUCAGCUGAUGGUGUAUAAUCCAAUGCCUUUUGAACUUCGUGUAGAAAAUAUGGGGCUGCUGACGAGUGGAGUUGAGUUUGAAUCUCUCCCCGCCGCUCUCUCUUUACCUGCAGAGUCUGGUCUCUAUCCUGUGACCCUUGUUGGUGUUCCUCAGUCUCCAGGCCAGAUCAACAUCAACGGCUAUCAUACCUCAGUUUUUGGAGUCUUCAGUGAUUGCCUUUUGGAUAAACUACUAGGAAUAAAGACCAGUGGUUGUACAGUGGAAGUUGUUCCCUCUUUACCUAGGUUGCAGAUUAGUACUUCGUUACCAAGGUCUGCUCGUACACUUCAGCCUUCUUCAGGUGAUGAAAUUACUACCAGCGUGUCUGUCCAGCUGUACAAUGGAGAGACUCAGCCACUCAUCAUUAAACUUGAAAAUAUUGGAACAGAACCUUUGGAGAAGCUGGAGGUUACAUCAAAAAUGGUCAAUGUAAAAGGAAAACUGUUUGGUGACUUCUUGAGUUGGAAUCUAGAAGAUACACUUUCCCAGUUUCCUUUAAAGCCAGGAAGUAUUGCUGUAUUUACUGUGUACAUUAAAGUCAAGCUUGAUUUCUCCUGUCAGGAAAACCUUCUGCAAGAUCUGAAUGAUGAUGGAAUUAGCGUGAGCGGUCUUCCGCUUUCCAGUCCAUUUCGACAAGUGAUAAAGCCACGUAUAGAAAAUAAGCCCAUAAAUCCACAGGAGGCCACUAAAGUUGGUGACUUCAGUCACAUAAAGACAUUGGAAGCCAUCUUGAAUUUCAGAUACUCAGGAGGCCCAGGACAUGCUGACGGAUAUUACAGGAACUUGUCCUUAGGGCUUCAUGUGGAAGUUGAGCCAUCCGUGUUCUUUACACGUGUCAGUACCUUGCCUGCAACAAGUACUCGCCAAUGCCAUUUGCUCCUUGAUGUAUUCAACUCAACAGAACAUGAACUCAUGAUCAGUGCAAAGAACAAUGAAGAUUUAGUGUUGCAUGCUGGAGAAUGCCAGCGCAUGGCUAUACAAGUUGACAAGUUCAACUUUGAAAGUUCCCCAGACUCUCCUGGUGAAAGAGCACAAUAUGCAAACUCAAAGCAGAUGGAGGAAGAGAGAAAGCAAGCAAAAAGUUUGGAGAUCAACAACAAGUUAGACAUUAUCUGGAAAAUUCCCUCUUUGAAGCGUGAAGGGGAAGCAAGCGUAGAAGGGAUUCUUAAUCAGCUUGUCCUGGAGCAACUGCAGUUGGCUCCUCUCCAGUGGGUCCAGAACUGCAGUGUUUCCAGAAGGAUACCCGUGGUGGAAUGAUGGAGGAAAACCAACAAGGAGACCUCUGUCACCUUUGAUGGACUUAUCUUCCACAGACAAUACCCCCUUGACCAAUGAAGAUACUUAUGUUAUAAUAACUACCUUAGUCUUUAUCGUGGCACCAGAUACAUUAUUAUUUAAUCAGCAAUGUGACAUUGUGUUUGGGAACAUUGCUUAAACCAGUUGGCUGGUUCAGAAAAGAUCAGCAUGCCUGGAAGACUCAUUUGCCACAGCCAGCUCAUCUCUAAUUCAUUUUUGUUUGUAGAUUCCCUCUCUGCAUACACUCCGCUGUGUUUCUGUGGAUAUAAAACUGAAAAGUAAUUAAAAUGCCUGUCUCUCAGGUCUCUUAAUUAAAAAAAUAGUGUGUUGCAGCAGUUGAAAGAUGUGCUGAGAACUCCCUGAGGCUUUCUUUUGCUAUAAAAAGAAUCUUCCCUUUUUGCUUUACUCUUCUCUGAAAAAACAAGCCAAUAAUCCACCCUGCUUAUUCAUCCCUGUUUGGAGUUUGCUGAUCCCAUUGCAAGACGGAGCAGUUUAAAAUUAGCAGCCGCACCAGAUCAGCCUAUGGGGUGCGUUGCUUCAUUUAAUAAAAGGAAACUGUCAGCUCAGCAAAAUUCUUUGCUAAAGCCCUCAGCCAGAAUAACUCUCA